AUGUCAGCAGAUUCCUCCCCACGGCAUGGUGGAUUCCCUCAUGAUCCACACUGCCUGAAUAGAGGAUCACAAACUCCUCCAUCCCAGACCCUCCGACCACCGCUUCCACAACGAUCAAACCAAACGUUCCCGAGUCGAUCACAUGCGAUAUCAACGGACGAGGAGCCUCAUAAUGAGGAAGCUACCUAUGACGUUUUGUCGAGUCAUGGACGAGUUAGUUGUAAUAAUGACAAAGACGGGGACUGGUAUGACAGCCCUCAGAAAGUCUACGACAUCAUGAGUUCUGGCGCAUCAUCCUCGAACAUUUCCUCGUCACCACUAGAAUCGACCAUCUCAACGACAUCAUUAUGGAUUGUACUAUCGGAAGAUAUUUAUAGCAGUAGUCUAUCAAGUGAAUUACGACUGUCAUCCUCGAAUCCUCCCUGUGAGAUCUCGAGCAGCGAUUACGCGUGUUUGCGGUCGGGUCAAGAUGACUUAACUACGCGAACCGUAUCCUUAAAUCUCUCGGUACUGGUAGAACAAGUGCUUUUCGUUGAAGUUGCUGGAAAAGUGUGGGUAGCCGGCUGGUCUGAAGCGAGUGAUCGUCAAUUAGGCCAGCUAUUCAGUUUUGGUGACGAGCUAAUUGAGGUGGAAAAUAUACCGAUACAAGGUUUCUCCUGCAUCCCUCAAAUGUUCUACACUUUAUCAACACCUGGUACGCCAGUGAAUCUCGUGUUGAGGCCUAUUCCCUUCGGACUCACAUUUCGCCUCAUGAAACCAAUUGCGAAGAACAAAGAGAUCGGCAUCCGCCUACACAAGAACAAGAAUCGGGUGUGUGUCGUGUUUGUAAGGGUGUGUUGUGAUUGA
Messenger RNA from Cooperia oncophora, 846 nucleotides. The record is from the annotation of a GenBank genome assembly. Lineage: Eukaryota; Metazoa; Nematoda; Chromadorea; Rhabditida; Trichostrongylidae.